This is a messenger RNA of Myripristis murdjan (pinecone soldierfish), 2190 nucleotides long. It is a transcript of the gene traip, whose product is annotated as TRAF-interacting protein. NCBI's taxonomy places the organism in Eukaryota, Metazoa, Chordata, Actinopteri, Holocentriformes, Holocentridae. The record is from RefSeq and is a predicted model, not a curated record. Gene Ontology annotation, molecular function: ubiquitin protein ligase activity. The transcript has 16 exons. Gene Ontology annotation, cellular component: site of DNA damage; nucleus. Gene Ontology annotation, biological process: replication fork processing; protein ubiquitination. Bases 203 to 1558 code for a protein of 451 amino acids.
AACCGCAGCGCCGCGUCACCGAGUCACAACUAACGACCCGGCAGCAGCGGAGAGAUACUCUGUUUCCUUUGAAAAUAACGUGGUUCUGUGCGAUAAAAUCACCACACCUGGGAUGAAACGACAUAUGUAGUACGUUAUAUUAGAGAUGGUACUGAGAACUGCGCGGUAACACUUACGUUUGGGUGAUCCACGCAUCGUUAAAAUGCCUAUCCGAGCCUAUUGUACAAUCUGCUCGGAUUAUUUUGAUCACUGUCGGGAUGUUGCUGCCAUCCACUGCGGACACACCUUCCACUAUGAAUGUCUUCUCAGGUGGUUCCAGGCAGCUCCCACAAAAAGCUGUCCACAGUGUCGAAAACAGGUCAGCACCAGGCACAUUAUCAACAAGCUGUUCUUUGACAUUGGAGGAGAAGAGGACAGCUCAUCGGUGGACCCAGGGACUUUGCAGAAUGAGCUUGAUAGACUGAAAGUCCUUUUAAGCAGUAAAGAAAAAGACUUUCGAGAGAAGCAGAAGGUGGUGGACGGUUUGAAGGACACUGUGGACAGGCAGAAGAGAGACCUGGACUGUGUGCGGAAGCAGAUAGUUGAAAAGGAGAUGUUCUGUUCUGCUCUCAGAAAACAGAUGACAUAUCUGGAGACUCAGCAGAAUGAUACCCAGGCUGCCAAGGAGGAGGCCCGGAGACUCAAAGUCAAAUUGAAAACAUUUGAAAGCCUGGAUGUGUUGUUACAGGGUCAGAGAGACGAGGUGGAGUCCAUGAUCAAAGACAUGGGAGUUGGCCAGGCUGCUGUGGAGCAGCUUUCCAUUUACUGCAUCUCCCUCAAGAAAGAGUAUGAUAAUCUGAAAGGGAGCCUCAAGUCUUCAAAUGACAUGUGUGAGAAGCUAAAGAGGGAAGUGUUCGCCUCAAACAACAAGUUACAGAAAGCUACAACGGAGGUGAAUCGGACCAAAGACGACAUGAAGUCUUUGCAGAAUGAUCUGGCCAACGCUGAUAAAGAGAUCUCUAGUCUGAAGAAGAAAGUGGAGUUUCUUCAGAAGACUCUGAGCACACCAACACGGACAAACGAAGCUCUCAGUCGGCUAGUCUUUGAAAGCCCGGCCCCUGUGGAGCUGAGAGAGCCUCAUCUCCACCGCCCGGCAGACAGCGAGGACAUCGACCUCAACAUGACUUAUGAUAUCACCACGCCAGAUGGUGAGGCCAAGAGACAGGCUCAGGUUCCAUCCAAGAAAAUGCGUCUGGAGCCUACCAUGUCAUCGGUGUCCAAACACAAUGAACACGGCUCAUCAGGAAGCAAGGUUCGAGAUGAAGACGGACCCGUGGAUCCCUUCUUCAAGAACUCCCUUCUUUUCCGAAAGAAAACAUUUGGCAGCAUGUUGGAGCCACAGAGGAGUAAACCUGGUGCUGUGAGAACGGGUUAUGAUGGACUAGGAGGACGGACCAAAUUCUUCCAGCCUUCUCCAUUAGCAGAGAUUCGCCCGUUGAUGAAGGCUAAAAGGAAAAAGGUGAUGAGGCCUCCUCCCAAGAUCGCGACCUGCCUCACAUUGGACAGCUUUCUUGAGUAAAAAGGCUGAGAGGCUGCGUCGAAGGCCGGACUGCUCUGUGUGAAGUUGGCUGUACGUAUGGCUGUGACACGAGAAACCAGCCUGCCAGCGGGUCUGCCACAUCAAACACAACGAGACUUUCAAAACCUGUUUCAUUUCAUUUACAGUGUUUAUUGAAAGCAGGAAUUAACCACCUCCAUGAGAGUGAACCUUUAGGUUUAGGACCAGGUAAACUUAUGUGUGAUUGUUUUUGUGUGUUGAAUAUAAGUCAGCUUUUAUGGAAAUUCUAGUGUAAACCCUCAGCCUGUAACUAUUUCUUCUAGCUGAGGUAAUACCUAUCAGUGUGUGUAUGUGAGAGCAAGACAAACCGACUUAUUUCUUGACAAAUGGGGUAUCAGUGCACAGUUUUCUGUCCCCCGUUGUUUCCAUUACUACAUCAGGUAACAAAAGCUUUUAAUCCAGAAAUAAUCAGUUAUUUUUUGCACUUGUACAAUUGUUGAAUCUGUUUCAACAUUCAUGCUGGAGCAUAUUUUUCCUGAAACAGUCACCUGCAUGUAGAUAAAAUGUAGAUAUUUGUAUUUGUGACAGUCGUGCCAGAUUGAAAGCAUGUCCAAUAAACAAUAUUUUUAUUUUUUUUUUUAUUGCUUCACUCA